CCGUUAGAAUGAGCGCGAGCGUUCACGUUGCCUCAUUUCCUGUAGUUGAGUCUCAGGCGAGAGAGGGAGAGAGAUACGCUGAGACACAGGGAGAGAGAGAGAGAGGGAGAGAGAGAGAGAGAGAGAGAGAGAGAGAGAGAGAGAGAGAGAGACUGGUUCCUGAUACUGAGACACGGAAAAGCAGGGGAGGGAGAGUUUGAGGGGGAAAUAGAAAGAGAGAGAGAGAGAGAGAGAGGGGGAAUUACACUGACGGACACAAAAGCGUCGCGAGGACAAGCUGAGCAGAGAACCGCUCACAUCUUCCGGCUCUCCUGCGCGCGCGGACACGCCGAACACUGAAGCUCGCGGCAUCGACAGCGCGUGAACCCAGAACUCAUGGGUUAACAGACUCCGGGCAGAAGACGCAGCCACCCAGUAAAUCCAAUGAAUAACCGGAAGGAAGACAUGGAGAUCACGUCGCACUACCGGCAGCUCCUGCGCGAGCUGAACGAGCAGCGGCAGCACGGCAUCCUGUGCGACGUGUGCGUCAUCGUGGAGGGCAAAAUCUUCAAGGCGCACAAGAACGUCCUGCUGGGCAGCAGCCGCUACUUCAAAACACUCUACUGCCAGGUGAAGAAGGGCACAGAGCAGCAGGCCACCAUCACACACCUCGACAUUGUGACAGCGCAGGGCUUCAAGACCAUCCUGGACUUCAUGUACUCGGCCCACCUGGCGCUCACCAGCAAGAACGUCAUUGAGGUGAUGUCGGCGGCCAGCUACCUGCAGAUGACUGACAUUGUGCAGGCGUGCCACGGCUUCAUCAAGGCUGCGCUGGACAUCAGCAUCCGCUCCGAGCUGGCAGACGAACUGGCUGACAUGGAGAUGGGCAUGGUGGGCUCGGUGGGGGCCGGUAUGGGGACAGGAGGUGCAGGGGGAGGAGCCUCAGAGGCCCUGGCCUCUAUGAUCUCGGCCCGCAGCUCCUCGCCGUGGCUCAACCGUCGCACCAGUCCGGCGAAUUCGUCAGGGGACUCGGCCAUUGCCAGCUGUCACGGUGAAGGUGGCAGCACCUACGGCAAAGAGGACCCAGAACCUAAAAGCCAUGAGAGCCAGGACGACACCUGCUCGCAGACACUGUGGGCUGCCGACUACCGCUCUGUGCAGGUCAAAGAGGAGCAGGUGUCACCCACCAAUGUACGGGAUGGGACUGGGGGAGGAAGGGGGACGCAGGGAACGCCUGGAGAGCAAGGGAACGGAGGUGCAGACGGGAGCUGGCAGGCGCCGGGCUCGGGGCGCAGGAAGAACCGCAAGAACAAGGACACGGUCAGACACAUCACGCAACAGAACGAGGGGGACAGCCGGGGAGGGUCGCCGCUGCCGUCCAUGCUGUCCUCCACCAACUGGAACAACUACAACCAGGACAUUCCAGGUGCUGAUGAGGCUGAGCCCAGUUCAGACAGCCGGGGCGAGCGGAUGGACUUUUUCGUAAAGCAAGAGGAGGCGCUUCCCGGCGAGACGGGAUUCAUGGGCUCGUCGCUGGCGGCCGAGAGGGAAGACUCCGGGGGCCGGGGUCAGGAGCGAGGCGGCUCCGUGGCCAACCUGCGGGCAGCGCUGAUGAGCAAGAACAGCCUGCUGUCGCUAGGGGCUGAAAUUCUGAGCGAGGAUAACCCCCUGCUGUUCGACUACCUUCCCAAAGGAGGACACUCACUGUCCCUAAACGACUUCACGGUGAUCAGGAAGAAAUUUAAGUGCCCGUACUGCAGCUUCUCCGCCAUGCACCAGUGCAUCCUGAAGAGGCACAUGCGCUCUCACACAGGCGAGAGACCCUACCCCUGCGAAAUCUGCGGCAAGAAGUUCACCCGCCGCGAGCACAUGAAGAGACACACACUGGUCCACAGCAAGGACAAGAAGUAUGUGUGUAAGGUGUGCAGUCGCGUCUUCAUGUCAGCCGCCAGCGUGGGGAUCAAGCACGGCUCCCGGCGUCACGGCGUGUGUGCAGACUGCUCGGGCCGGGGCAUGGCUGCCCUGCUGGACCAGAACGGUGAGGACGCCUCCCCGGAGGAGGAGCUCCUGUACCCCGGAGACCACCGGUUUCCCGGAGACCACCGCUUUCCUGACGAUGGUGCUGACGGUGAGGAGGAGAUGAUGGGGGAGGCGGAGCUGAUGGGAGAGGGGGAGGAGGAGAGCAGUAAGUGGCCGGCAGACUCAGGGAUGUCGCAGCGCGACGACGGAGCCACGGACGAUGGCAAAGAGGAGAGCGACUCUGCCCAGGAGGGAGAGGCCAGGGCGGGCAGCGAGAAGGACUUCGCUUGGAUCUCCUAGUUCAGAGCCUGGAGGCCCGGUCCAAUCCUGAAGCGCCUGUUUCCCCUGCUGACGGGGUGUGUGCUCGUUCUGAAGCGCCAUAAUCAGAUUGGCGUGUGUGGGCAGAGCCACACAAACACACAUAUACACACACACACAUACACACAAACAAACAUACACUUAUACAUAUAUGCACACAAUCACAACCACACAGGUCCUAGAGAUGGAGGCAGGGCAGUCAGUUAAAAGUGGGCGGGGCGGUCAGUCUUCUCUUCCUGACCCUCGGUGUGCCCAUCUGGCCUGGCUUUUGCUUCGUCUCCCUCUUUCUUCCCUGGCGAGGACCGGACAGGAUACGUUUGAGCGUCGAUGUUUUAUAUAUCUAUAUUUUUUUCUCCUGACCGCAGAGAUUGAUUGAUACAAAGUGUCUUAGUUGUUUAAGCUGUCAAUCAGUAGAAUAUGAUGAUGAUAUGCCGACGGGUCAGACAACGGAAGCUUACGACCAGGGUGGUCUCGCCAUGCAGUCACCAGCGGGUGCUGUCUUAUCUAUUGCAAAGCUGUAUAUUUCAAAGGACUUUCAGCAGUUUUUUUUAGCACGUUGUUUUCAGCGAAGAAAAGCUGCCACAGACUUGCACUUUAACGAACACUUACUAGAUUCCUCUCAAUCCCUCGUUUCUGUGGUUUACAUUUUUAUUUCAAUUUACAAAAUAUGGACGAACACGGUGACCGCACCUACCUUUAAGUAUACGUGUCCUCAUGACUGUUAUAUAUGAAUAUUUGUGCAGAAGUUGCCGAUUAUAAUGUAUGCCUUUUAAUAUUUUUCUUCCUCUGCCACUUAAGUUUUCCUGAACCACGUGUACACUUACGAACACGAACACAUCUGAAGAUUUCCUCACAACGUAAAGAAAGACAAUGGACAAGAGAGAGAGAGAGAGAACACUAUGCAGAAAUGAAUCUUUCUAGUUCUCAUUGCUCUUUUUCUUUUUCUUCUGUAGUAAAAGAUAAGGAGUCGCAAAGGGAGAGAGAGAGAGAGAGAGAGAGACACAUAGGUACAUAGGGUUAGAGUGUGUGUAGGGUGUGUGUGCAUUUAGACAUAUUCCAAAUAACUUAACAUUAUUAUUCCAUUCAAUUCCAUAUCUCAUAAUCAUAAUGUAUGAAAUUGAUGAUUGUGUGUGUGUGUGUGUGUGUGUGUGUGUUUUAUUUGCAUGCCCAUGUGUGUGAGAGACAUGUAUGUGGGUCCCCAGAGAUGGCAGGGUAGUUGAAGGUGAUACGUUUAGGGAAAUCUGAAUCUUAACUACGACUAAAACCACAGAAAAUUCUUAAACUUAUGUAGACAGUUUAUUAUUAUAUAUGGAUACACCAAAUAUUCAGAUAUGAACAUUUGGGUGAAAAUGGCCAAAAAAAAAACUUCUGUGGAGAUUUUUUAUUUUGUUUGUUUUUUUGCCUAAAUGUUUCAUAUUGUUCAUUACUCAGAUACAUGUUUUAUUUUGUUCAGUUUUGGCUAAAUGUUUAUUUUGUUCGGUUUUAACUAAAGGUCUUAUUUUUUUCAGUUUCGGCUAAAUGUUUAAUCUUGUUCUGUUCCGGUUAAAUGUUUUUAUUUUGUAUGUUAUUCAGCUAAAUAUUUUAUUUUGUCAGGAGUCAGUCAAAUGAUUCAUCUUGUUUAGUUUUGGCACAUCAUUUCUCCUUUGGUGUAUCCAUAUUAUUAUUGAACUCUUAUUAUUCAGAACUCUCUCUUUCUCUCUUUCUCUGUCUGAGUGUACUCGACGGUUCUUGCGGUCGUGUCUGUUGUACAGAAUUCACUCUCUGCCUCUAUAAACCUCUGGAAUCUGACAGGGAGAAACCACGCCUUCCCCGAACACACCUGUAAUAUCCUUACUGCACAUCUGGAAGCAGAACCAUAUGCAUCGAGAUUUUCUUUAUUGAAGCGUUCCAGGUGUUUUUGAUCUUCAGUACGAUUCUCCUCCGUUUCUUUCUUUCUUUGGUUCUUUCUCUGGUUGAUAUGGGUUUAUAUGGAGGUGUAAAGGUUUUGUGUUGGAAGUCCCUGCAGUCUGGCGCAUGCUGUAAAGUGAAUUUUGUCUGUUAAUUUUGUUUGAUAGGUUAUUUAUUAUUAUUAAGUCUUUUUGUGAGAGAUUACUAGUCUAUUCCGAUGUUCCCUCACUUCGGUUUAACUCUAUCUGAAAAGGGCACAAACAGUGAAAACUGGAGCGUUCUGUGUGUUUGUGUGUGUGUGUGUGAAUGUAAUAGAGUUUAAGGGUGUGUGUCAGAGUAUGUGUGUGUGUCUCUUUUCAGUGUCUGUGCCAUUGGGAACAUCUGAAAAUGGGAAUUAAAUGCUUUAUCACUUACUAUGAUUAACAAAUUCUAAUUCUUAUCAUUGAUAUUGUUAUUAUUAUGAUUAUAAUUAUUAUUCUCAUUGUUAUUAUUAUUAUUAAGUGCUGGAUGCUAAGCUUUAUGGUGAAUUUUUUUGGUUAAACCUUUGCUCUUUGAUUUUUUGUACGAGAGCGUGACAGACUCAGAUUUGCCUUCUUUGUGGACAGUAAGCCGUGCGGCUUUUUAAAGAUCCAGUUCUGUUGUGCCAGUUCUGUGCGUUCUGUUCGAUAUUUCCAGCUGUAUAUUUUGAUUUAUUUGAAGAGAACAGAGAAGUCUGCGGGUUCUGUGCAGAGGCCUGUGGGUUCGAUGUUGUCAGAAAGGGAAAUUCCUGCACAUGCUUCUAUAUUACUGACGUACACUAAGUAAUGAAUAUUAUACCAAAAAAUAAUCUCGUAUACUUUUCUGUAUACAUUUACAUUAAGUGCUUUUGUUCCCGCGGUUGGUGUGCAGGUGCAAAGCUUUGAGUCGUGUUUUUUUUAUUCUUUUAUCUUUUUCUUUUCACUAACUUGAGAAUGCACAGAUCAUAUUUGGUGUCAUUAUAUAAUAAUGAAGGGCGUUUUUCAGAGUGUUUUUUUUUUCUUCCUAAGAUAAAUUGCAGCUUUAAUUCUGUUGCGCUUGAUCAGAGAUUUGAUCAGAGUUUCGUUGAUGUGCGCUAUACUGUACGCUGUCAGCCUGUACACUGAGGUAUAAGGCCUGCCACCGGCUCGGGGGGUUAGUCAAAGAUAUGUAUACUCAAGAUGCUCAGCGAAUGAGAAUUUGUACACGUUUGUGGACCUCAAAUUCCAUCAGCCAAAGUGUGUUGGCCAUUUGUUCCAUCCAAAUGCCUCCAAAACAUGGGACAUUUUUGCUUGUUUUUGUUUGUUUAAUUUAUUGUGUUCUUAACCUUUAAAUGAAAUAAAAGUCUGUUGAAAUUUAAAGAAGGAACAUGGAUGACAUCAUUUCAGUAUGCUAUAAAUAAAAUAACCAGUGACUGUAUAGAAGUAUGGACACCAUAUUUCCAUUCCCUUCUGUUCUGUAGAGAUGAAGCCAGAAAUGUUCAUCAUGUUGACAAAUUUGUAAACAGAGUCGGAGUCAGUCUCACAUACUCGUUGGGUGGAAUUAAUGAAAGGUCAGAGAACUUUGUACAGAAUGUAUGUUAAUCAAUAAUAGUAGUAUUGAUUAAUAGUAUUAUUGAUUAACUAGCUAGUUGGCUAACAGCUUGACUACAACUAAUCUAGCACAUUCUAAUUAAUGCAGAAAAAUAUUUGGCAAUAUUAACACAGGGAAACUGUAGGAAUUAGACACUGGAGACAGAAAGACAGUUUAGAGGAGAAAUAUAAGAUUGAAAAAAGGGCAGGGCUGUUUUUUCAUUGAAACAUAUGGGGAUGGGCGGAGCUACACAUGUUUCAGUUUUGUGGCUUCAUUUUUGAACAUCUUGCUGUUCAUGCUUUUAUACAGUUUUUGAAAAUAACAAUGCCAUAUUAUGGGUUUUGUGAUUUAAGCCAUGACCCUGUUUUCUGGUAACAUGACUGGUAUUAAAAUCAAGUCACCAUUUUGCUUUUUUACCGAGUCUGGAGGGGGUCUGAAUCAGGACCCUUCAUGAAAAUGUGCCUAAAUGUGUGUCUAUGUGUGUUUGUGGUGCCUCAGUGUGUAUGUGGGUCUGUGUGAGUGUGUAUUAGGGCUGCAACUAAUGAUUAUUUUCGUAAUUAGUAACCAAUCCCUGCUUCCUUUGGGCGUGGCUCCUGUUCAAAUCCAUGUUUUACCAUACUUGUUCCAGUCUGCACGCCUUAAAAAACAUAAGUUCCCAACCAAUUAACCAAUUAAAAUAAAGACCCCUAAAAAACAAGAAUAGUUUAAUCAAAUGUAUUUGUAAGGUCAAUACAUGUAAUCACAAUAAAAGGGUCCUGACAUUUAAUAUGAGACACUGAGAACUUUGAUAGUGCAAAGGUAGUUUAUUAAAAACACUGUUUAUACACACAGUUCCUGAAAUGAAUUAAAGAUAAAUCGACUGAUGAGCACUAAUGAUUAGGUAGGAUAGGGACUUCCAGCAAAUGCAUAAAGUCCAGCUGUUUCAGAAAAUCUCUAAUAUUCAUGCAUUUCCAUUGAGAACUAUCUGAAGGUGCUGUGUGGGAUUUAAUUGACCUUUAAAUGUCCAGAAGAUCUUUAGAUGUGGAACAAGCUGGUAUAUUUAAUGAGUAGGCAUAUGAUCUGAUGUGUUAAGACAAAAAGACCAAUCUAAAUGUGAACUGUGUGAAUUAAGCCACCCCCAUAGCAUUUCUGUUUAAAGCACUUUUUGUACUGUGUUUCAUUUACAGAUUACCAAUUUGUUGAGACUAAAACAUUGAGUCAACUUUUUCAAUGAUGUCCACUAAUUGCUGCAGCCAUGGUGUGUUUGCAGUGUGAAAAAUGAGCAUGUAUGCUAUGCUAACUCAACAUAUCACUUUUAUUUACGAAUGUUUAAAGCUUAUCUACUUUUUUCUAUUUCUGUUAUUAUUAUUUUUAUGUGUGUUUUUAUGAUUUGUGUUGCUUUGACGUUUCUGCUCACCCGUCUCUGUCUGUCCAACCAAAGCUACAAUCUGUUAAAUCAUAACUGUGUUCUGUUUAUAAAUAUAUCGCAAAACUGGACGAUGUGUAAUAUUGUGUGUAGUAAGUUUACAAUGUGUUAAUAUAUAAAUCAUCACCAAACUCUUCAGGCUUCAGGUCUGAACAUUAUCGAUGAAGAAACAAUGAAGCCAUAAAUGUGGUCGACUCAAGAUACUAUUUAAGGUUAUCUGAUUUUUUUUUUUAUUCUUACUAAGGACUGUUGUGCAUACUUCCAUAUAUAUAAAGAACAACAUUAUUAGACCUAUAUAUUAUUUAUUGUUUAUUGUUUCCUUUGUUAAAGUUGCCUUUAUUUGGAUGGGUUGCGCUUGAAGCCCUUAAGCUUUGUUGCUGCCGUUGCUUUUGAACUUGUCACUGAAUUUAUAGUCGUAAACUGUUCGCAAUGCAUCGCAAGAAAUGUCACGAGAGGAAGCGAUUUCAGUUCUUUGGAAUUUUUACCCAGAGAUUAAAAGGGUUUUUGUGCUGA
Astyanax mexicanus (Mexican tetra) is the source of this 7687-nucleotide messenger RNA. RefSeq names its product zinc finger and BTB domain containing 46 (gene zbtb46). The transcript is spliced from 7 exons. NCBI's taxonomy places the organism in Eukaryota, Metazoa, Chordata, Actinopteri, Characiformes, Acestrorhamphidae. Gene Ontology annotation, biological process: regulation of transcription by RNA polymerase II. Gene Ontology annotation, molecular function: DNA-binding transcription factor activity, RNA polymerase II-specific; protein binding; RNA polymerase II cis-regulatory region sequence-specific DNA binding. The record is from RefSeq and is a predicted model, not a curated record. The coding region runs from base 424 to 2298 and encodes 624 amino acids.